AUGUCCCCCAAGUCCACAAAACACGCCAGUUACAGAACGAGGACCAAUGACAGUUCUCCUGCAUAUAUAGACAACGACUGGGGCCAGAACCCACAGGAUGACUUUUUGAAAGCUGUGGUGGCCUAUGUGUGUUGGUACAUUUGGAAGGCCCGUUGUGGUUUGAUUUUUGAAAACAAAAACCCAGAUCUGAAUUGGAUCUUGACUGCUGCUUCUACUGGUGUAAAUGAACUGUGGCGUGUUAAGUGCUGGAGUGAAUCUCAAUCGGUUUCCUCAGCUAAUGAAUUAGAAGAUAUGGUUUGGUCUCCUCCUCCUAAUAGUUUAAAAUUAAAUGUUGAUGGCUCUUUUGUAACAGGUACAAAUCGUAGUGGUGUGGGCUUUGUACUGCGAGAUGCUCAGGGCCAAGUGGUAGAUCUAUUCUGCCAAAAAGGUAGAGCACUAUCAGCUUUUGAGAGUGAAGCUGAGGCGUUACAUCAGGCUAUCUUUCGCUAUAAAGAUAGAGAGUUAGGCAAGGUGGAUGUGGAAUCAGACUGUCUUCCUUUGGUAAAAGCAAUCAAGGAAAAUACUCAUUGUCCUGAUUGGAAAGCAAACGGGCUGGUUGCUGAUUUAAAGGGCUUUUUUGCUUCCUAUACAGACUUUAGCUUAUCCUUUGUUCCUAGAAAGUGCAAUUUGGUAGUUGAUUGGCUAGCUAAAUCUGGUUGUAAGGGGAUGUGGUCUUUUGGUUGGGAAUUGGCUCUCCCAUCCCCUCUUUUGAUCUUGCUUACUUCUGAUAGGUCGAACUGUAGAGAAGGCAUAGGAUGA
Neltuma alba is the source of this 798-nucleotide messenger RNA. RefSeq lists its product as uncharacterized. The coding region runs from base 1 to 798 and encodes 265 amino acids. Gene Ontology annotation, molecular function: nucleic acid binding; RNA-DNA hybrid ribonuclease activity. The record is from RefSeq and is a predicted model, not a curated record. Lineage: Eukaryota; Viridiplantae; Streptophyta; Magnoliopsida; Fabales; Fabaceae. The transcript has 2 exons.